Molecule: messenger RNA, 339 nt
Organism: Mytilinidion resinicola
Lineage: Eukaryota; Fungi; Ascomycota; Dothideomycetes; Mytilinidiales; Mytilinidiaceae
Exons: 1
Coding region: 1-339 (112 amino acids)
Source: RefSeq, a predicted model, not a curated record
AUGCCUCGCCUUAAUCCCCUCCCUCUUCAACAGAUCGUAGCACAACCUUCAAGCCUAGCCAUACCCCAGACUCAGCUAACAGCCUCAAUCCUCCCAAAACCCCCCAGCCCCUCCAUAUUCAGCGUGCCCUCCACCGCCUCCAGCAAUGCCUCCUCCGAGAAUCCGAACGGUCUCUCAACAUCAAAGCCAGAUAUCAUCCGGAGCUGCAUCACGGAUGUACUUGAAGUUGCUGUAGGAGUCUUCCGCCAUAGGUGGAUAUUUGCAAAAUGUGGAGCAAAACGGAUAGGAAGUGUUAUGGAUGUCCUUGAAGCUGCUGCGGGAAUCUUCCGCGGCGGUUAA